AUGGUCCCUGCCGCUUCCACCAGCAGUGAGGAGAGUACCCUCCUCAUCGCCGCCAGCAGCAUUUUCCAAGGAGCCAUCGUGGGGAACUCCGUGAGCACAUGGGAGCUCUCCUGCCCCUCCUGGGGUGUUGGAGCUGACCUGGGAAGGACCCAAGCCAGUCCCAUUGGGCAGCUCUGCUCUGGGGUUUCGUGGUCACUUCCGCAGCCUGGCCUGGCACUGGACGGUGAGGAAGGAGUGGGCCGGGCCUGGUGUGGAAGCCUGAUGUCCUGGGUGGGGCUGGCGGUUGGCACUCAGCACCAGGCCGAGCAGGCGGCCCUGUUGUGGGCCUGUACCCAGAUAAGCUGUUUCUCCCCAAGUUCCUUCUCCUGGCGUCAGGCUGCCUUCGUGGAUUCUUACUGUUGGGCUGCCGUUCAGCAGAAGGACUCCUUGCAGGGCGAUUCCGGACACCUUCCUCUGUGGCUGCAUAAGUUUUUCCCCUACAUCCUGCUCCUGGUCGCCAUCCUCCUGUACCUGCCCGCCCUGUUCUGGCGUUUUGCAGCAGCUCCUCAUCUUUGCUCAGAUUUGAAGUUUAUCAUGGAAGAACUUGACAAAGUAUACAACCGCUCCAUUAAAGCCGCAAAGAGCGUGUGUGAUCAGGACAUGAGAGACGGUCCCGGCCCCGUUCCAGGUGUUAAUGAGAACACAGGACAAAGUUUGUGGGAGAUAUCUGAAAGCCACUUCAAGUACCCAAUUGUGGAGCAGUACUUGAAGACGAAGAAACACUGUAACAAUUUGAUCGUCAAGUACGUCAGCUGCCGGUUGCUGACCCUCAGCAUAAUACUGUUAGCGUGCAUCUACCUGGGCUAUUACUUCAGCCUCUCCUCCCUCUCAGAUGAGUUUGUGUGCAGCAUCAAGUCGGGGAUCCUGAGAAAUGACACCACCAUCCCCGAGCGGUUUCAGUGCAAGCUCAUCGCCGUCGGCAUCUUCCAGCUGCUCAGCUUUAUCAACCUCAUGGUGUACAUCCUGUUGGCUCCCGUGGUUGUCUACACGCUCUGUGUUCCGUCCCGACAGAAGACGGACAUUCUCAAAGUGUACGAAAUCCUGCCCACUUUCGAAGUCCUGCGUUUCAAGUCUGAAGGGUACAAUGACCUGAGUCUCUACAAUCUUUUCCUGGAGGAGAACAUAAGUGAGCUCAAGUCCUACAAGUGUCUGAAGGUGCUGGAGAACAUCAAAAGCAGCAGCCAGGGUGUCGACCCAAUGCUUCUCCUCACGAACCUUGGCCUGAUCAAGAUGGACGUUGUCGACGGCAGAGGACCCGAGACUGUGGAGAUGAUGGCACAGGAGGAGGAAGACCCGACAGCAGAGCUCAAAGAUUUGAAUGCACCCAGUGAAACUAAAGCAAGCAAUGGAGGGAAGGAUGCUCGGCAGAGGCUUCUGGAUUCUUCUUGCUGA
Puma concolor (puma) is the source of this 1431-nucleotide messenger RNA. NCBI's taxonomy places the organism in Eukaryota, Metazoa, Chordata, Mammalia, Carnivora, Felidae. The record is from RefSeq and is a predicted model, not a curated record.